AUGUUUCGGGCGGGAAUGCUUCAAUUGUGCCGGGUUGUGCCUCGUUUCGUCCUCAGCAGGAAUUUACCGAAAUGUACGCUCGACAGGACGCUGCACGUUUCCGCGAGACAGUCGGUUAAGAAGUUUCUUGAUUCCGAAAAUGACUACGCCAGCGCGUUUCUGCACCGAGGCGAGCGCCAGUGUGAAAUAUGCGACGAGUCAGCAGUGGAUAUGGGCGGAUUCGUGCGGAACUCGAUGCUCGAUAAUCCUGAUCCGGAACGUUUAUUAAAAUUGCUCGGCUGCUUCGUGGUACUCGUCAACCGCGACGAUAUUCCGGUGGACGACGAGAGAUUCGCUGAUUUCGUCAAAGCGUUCGUCAACGGUGUGCCAGACUUUGCCGAUAACCAGCUAGCGCAAGCCCUGAAGUUACUCAGCAGGCUAGAGGACAUAACAUCUAUCUACGACACUAAUUAUCUUAAUCUGUGGACAUCACUGGACGGCCAGUGCUUAGCGCGAAUCGCGGAAUGGGACACGGACAAGUUGCUUCAAUUCGCCGACCUAUGGUACCCGUUGCGAUUGACCAAGCAGGGAAAAUAUGUAAAUAAGGCACUGUGGAAAAUAAGCAACCGUUUGCGGAAGUUACCUCCUCAAACGCUAGUCAAAACGGUGUUCUACAUCAACCUAACCCGCGUUCCGAUGGAGAACAUGAUGGACAUCGAGAUAAACUUUGGGCAAAACUUUGGCGCGUUCAGCAUCGACGACGUGGCGGUACUGUGUAUGGGAUUUUUCAAAACCGAAACCCCGAUCCGCGGGCAGGAGCUGUUGGAAAAGAUCUACGAUGUAACGAUACGAAACGUGGCCAGUGUCGAGGACAUACCGUUAACUGCGAUUUUGAAACUGCUCCGCUAUUCGUCUCGCAUUCCUAGUGUAGCUUCCAUGGAAGCGCUGCUGACGGCGUUGGUGCCCCAAAUUCCCCGUCUAUCCACGUUGGCCUGCUUGCAUGUGGCACUGCUCGGAACGGACAUUCACGUGUGCCAUAAUGCUAGCUUGGAAAUGGUAGUAGAUAAAUUUAACAACAACUUACCGAGCCUACGCUUAAAGGACAUGGAACGUAUAGCGUUCGUGUUGGCUCACAAUAAUACGUCCUUCGCCACAAAGGAAGACACUUUGCUGUGCCACGGGAUACUGGAGCAGUUGCCGGAUCGUAUCGCCGAAAUCGUCACCUAUCCCCGCUGCUACAUCGCCCUGUUGCACUUCUUAACGCUGCGAAACGUUUACAACAUGGACUACAUUUCCGCUGCCUUCGAAAAGCAAUUCCUGAGACUCGCCUACAAUAAAAACAUUCCGGGCGCCGGACGGGAAGCCGUCUCACUGGAUGCAUUUGUGGCCAUCAGUUUGCGCGCCCAGUACGGUGGAAAUCGCUUUCCGGCGGGUGCGUUCAAGAUCGUGUGCAAACUAACGCAAGACUACCUGCCAAAUCCCAAGUAUCGGUUGACAAAGUCCGACCGAAUGUUGCUGGACAUUCAGCGAACGUUUUGCGAGCUCCGGUCACACUGUCGCAUCAUGCACCUUCUGCCUCACUUUCAACGGCCGGACAUUCUUUUCUGUUGGGACUCCCAGGCUAAACGGGUAUUGGAUUUGAGUGACAUCGAAAUCAGUCACGAAAUCAUGACACGCGAGAUGGUGCUGAAGGAUCGCCAUGGGGACAGUAACAUCCGUCUGGUAGCGAUCGUCGUCGGAUCGUGGAACUGUUACGUGCGCGAUGUGAAGCGCAGAACCGGAGGCUACGCAAUGAAGCUCAAGCAGCUUCGAACGCUUGGGUACGAAGUAGUCGAAAUACCGUGGUACGAAUGGCCAGUUUACUCCCGUGAUGAUAUGCUGAAGUAUCUCAAGGGUAAACUAUCUAGUUUCUAUUAA
Molecule: messenger RNA, 1896 nt
Organism: Anopheles bellator
Lineage: Eukaryota; Metazoa; Arthropoda; Insecta; Diptera; Culicidae
Exons: 1
Coding region: 1-1896 (631 amino acids)
Source: RefSeq, a predicted model, not a curated record